GAGAGUGAGAGAGAGUGAUCUAGAGAGAGAGAGAGUGAGAGUUCUUGGAUUUCAAGUACUUCUUUUCAUAGGGAUACUUGAAAGAAGGAAACAAUGGAGGGGAAGAUGAGUUGGACGGUGGCGGAUGCGGUAAACUACAAGGGAUUCCCAGCUGAUCGGUCGAAAACUGGUGGUUGGGUGCCUGCUGCCUUGAUUCUUGGGAUUGAAAUAAGUGAGAGGCUUUCAACCAUGGGGAUAGCAGUGAACCUGGUGACGUAUUUGGGUGGAACCAUGCACCUUCCGAGCUCCACCUCGGCUAAUGUGGUCACUGAUUUCUUGGGCACCUCCUUCCUUUUGUGCCUUCUUGGUGGCUUCGUGGCUGACUCGUUUCUUGGCAGAUUCAAAACCAUUGUCGUUUUUGCUUCUAUUCAAACCCUAGGUACGGGAGCGUUAGCGUUAUCGACCAAGUUACCGAACCUAAGGCCGCCAUCGUGCCAGCCCAACAAGGAUUGCAAAGAAGCGAACGGAUUCCAAAUGGGAAUUCUUUAUCUUGCGUUGUAUCUCAUUGCAUUGGGGACGGGCGGCUUGAAAUCGAGCGUUUCGGGGUUUGGGACGGACCAAUUUGAUGAGAAAGAUGAGGCCGAGAAGACACAAAUGUCGUAUUUCUUCAAUAGAUUCUUCUUCUUCAUCAGUCUCGGAACGCUGAUGGCGGUUACGGUGCUCGUGUACGUACAAGAUGAAAUCAGCCGAACCGUCGCUUAUGGAAUAUGUUCGAUCUCGAUGUUCAUCUCCAUCUUGGUCAUCUUGUCGGGGACUAAAAGAUAUCGGUACAAGAAGAGCACGGGAAGCCCGAUUGUCAGCAUUUUACAAGUGAUCGUUGCCGCUAUAAAGAAGCGGGGGAUGGAUCUUCCUUACGACGAGAACUUGUUGCACGAAAACUCUACCGACGGUUUAAGGAUUCGUCAUACAAAUCAAUUUCGCUGCUUGGAUAAGGCAGCAAUUGUAGCGGAAGGCGAUUUCGUGAAAAAUGGUUCGGGUUCUGUUUCGAACCCCUGGAAGUUAUGCACGGUGACGAGGGUGGAGGAAGUGAAGAUGAUGGUCAGGUUGUUGCCCAUUUGGGCAACAACCAUACUGUUCUGGACGGCUUACGCUCAGAUGAUCACGUUUUCCGUCCAGCAGGCGUCCACAAUGGAAAGAUCCAUCGGAUCAUUCAGAAUCCCUGCCGGAUCCCUGACCGUCUUCUUCGUGAUCGCCAUAUUGCUUACAUGUGCCAUCUACGACACUUUGAUCAUCCCGUUAUGGAAGAAAUGGAAAGGAAAGCCAGGUUUCACUGAUCUUCAAAGAAUGGCAUUAGGGUUGAUACUCUCAACCCUAGGAAUGGCGGCAGCCGCCGCGGUCGAAAUGAAGCGGUUAUCAGUAGCGAAAUCCGUUGGUGGCACCACCACCAUAAACCCGCUACCGAUAAGCGUAUUCAUGCUCAUUCCGCAGUUCUUUCUGGUGGGUGCCGGCGAGGCGUUCAUAUAUACCGGCCAGUUAGAUUUCUUCAUCACAAGAUCACCGAAAAGCAUGAAGACGAUGAGCACUGGUCUGUUUUUAACGACGUUAUCACUAGGGUUCUUCAUGAGCAGUUUUCUGGUGUCGGUGGUGAAGAAGGUGACCGCCGGAAGCCACGGUGGAGAAGGGUGGUUGGCGGAUGACAUUGAUCAUGGAAGGCUGGACUGCUUCUAUGGAUUGUUGGCGAUUUUGGGGGUGAUAAAUUUUGGGGUUUAUGUUGUGGUGGCAGCUUGGAACAAGAAGGACGAUAAGGCAUCAUCAGCCAUGGAGAUGGAGAUGGAGGUGGAGGUGGUUUAAUUAAUUAAUUUAAUUAAUUAAUUAAUUAAUAAUCGUUAAUUAGAUUAAUUGUGUGCUUUUGUUGUUUAUAUUCUCGUCAUUUUUCUUGUAUUUCAUUUAGUUAUUUAAAAAAAAUCGAACUGAUGCUAC
Messenger RNA from Cynara cardunculus var. scolymus (artichoke), 1959 nucleotides. RefSeq names its product protein NRT1/ PTR FAMILY 6.2-like. Lineage: Eukaryota; Viridiplantae; Streptophyta; Magnoliopsida; Asterales; Asteraceae. Gene Ontology annotation, molecular function: transmembrane transporter activity. The transcript has 6 exons. Gene Ontology annotation, biological process: transmembrane transport; oligopeptide transport. The record is from RefSeq and is a predicted model, not a curated record. Gene Ontology annotation, cellular component: membrane. Bases 94 to 1830 code for a protein of 578 amino acids.